AUGGCCGACUCACAGCAUCAUCGCCUCUGUCUCCUCAUCUGUGUCUGCACAGCGUUACUCCUCCUGCUCUUCAGCCAAGCGUUAAGAGACAGACGGCAGGAGGACAGACACAGAAGAGACGUCCUCCUGGACUCCACAGAAAUCCCAGCAGAGCACAUCGACCCCGCUGCCAUCGACCUCACUCCCCUGGUCAAUACUUUAAUAAAUACGAGCCAAUCGGGCUCCCGGCAGCUCUUCUCCCUCCUCAGUGUGACGUCCUACAGCUCUCUGGCUCUCCAUAAACUCACCCUGCUGGUCUACAACAUUUCCAGCAUUAAAAGUGUGGAAAGCAACAAGUUCAGGAGAAGAUUCUGCUACUGUGUCACCAACGAGACCAACGACCUCACAGACUUCACGGCCAUACUGUUGGACGUGAUGGGAAACUCGUCGAGUUACCUUCACGAGCUCUUUAAAUCUGCCUCCAUAUUAUCAGUGAGCCAGAGAAACAACUCGGACUGUAUCUACAUCUGUGUGAUGGCAGGUAAGAUGGGCAGAGAGGUGCCGGAGCUCUGGGAGGUCGGCUCCAUCACGCCGCUCUUCAACCAGACCAUCGUGGAAGGACCACACAGAGUAGGUAACGUCUCCUCCUUCAGACUCCCUGUCGAAUGGCACCAACUGCCCACCAAUCUGAGUCACAUCUCUCCAUCUGGGAUGAGCUCCAUGUUAACCAGCCGAGUCGUUUCUACUGCACAUGUUUCCCCAGCAACUACCGAUGACACAGCUGCUACAACAGCGAGGAUGACCACCUCCCAGCCGCUGUCAACAGCUCGUCAACCUGCAGCCAUCGCGCCUCAAAGUCAAACCACAGCGGACGAACCAGAGACGACACAACGAGGGACGACAGGAGCAGUGAUGACGGCUCAGACCACAGCUACAGAGAGAGGAACAACUCUACAACCAAUCACGUCCACGCAACCAACCACCACCCUGCAGGUCACCACUGAUUCUGUCGCAACAGCUGCAGCUCCAACCACAAUAAGACCACACACAACCCAACUGGCCACAGCGUCCACCAAACCUACAACUUUCUUACCAAUCAUUAGUCUGACCCAAUUAAUCACAGCUACACAGCAGCCGACUGUCCGUCCCACAGCAGGAUCAACCAUGGAUCGAAGGACUACAGGGCUCCUAAGCAGGAGAACUACAACACCCAGCAAGUCUGUGGAAACAGAAAAACCAGGUUGUCCGUGGAGGAGGCCCGAGCUGACCGAUGCCUUGCUCCCCGGCAGCAGCAGCAGCAGCAGCAGCACGACGACCGUCGGCGCUCACAAGCUGCAGCCCUGCGUCCUCGAGCUCUGCAAGUUCUUCUCUCAGUGCCUCUGCAGACCCUUCGGCCACAAGACGCGCAUGAAAAGAUACUGUGACGACAGCCACCUCUGGUAUGAGAAACACACGUCUGAGGUGUGUCGGCGGGUCAGGAGAGUCUCCUUCUCCAGAAAUCUGAAACAGAGAUGCCUGACAAAGAUGUGCAAUAAACUGUGA
Messenger RNA from Anoplopoma fimbria (sablefish), 1521 nucleotides. Its product is annotated as HERV-H LTR-associating protein 1. The transcript has 17 exons. The coding region runs from base 1 to 1521 and encodes 506 amino acids. The record is from RefSeq and is a predicted model, not a curated record. Lineage: Eukaryota; Metazoa; Chordata; Actinopteri; Perciformes; Anoplopomatidae.